Molecule: messenger RNA, 1112 nt
Organism: Cylicocyclus nassatus
Lineage: Eukaryota; Metazoa; Nematoda; Chromadorea; Rhabditida; Strongylidae
Source: the annotation of a GenBank genome assembly
UUUUCAGGAGCUAAGUAAUCUAAUGAACUCGGAAGGCAAUAGGACGCAAUACGCUGAUAUCAGCAUGGAAAUCACAACUUUCUCGUUUGCGGCUGAUGAUACAAUGGCCGCUUUCACCCCUCUUCCUCCUGAAAGUAAGAAAUCCGGCGUCAGUAACGCUAUGGCUGAAGAACUGAAACAGUUGCGACAGACUAUUAGUCAGCUUGAAAAAGACAAGGUGGAUCUGCAUGAAAAGCUCAAAAGUACCGCUGACGAAAGAGAAGAGUAUAAAGCAUCCGCCGACGCCAAAAGCGUGGAGCUUCGUAUAGUACAUAGGGAAUUGGCAGAAAUUACAAAAACUAAGGAGAACGCGGAGAAGAGAGUUGCUAAUUAUGAAUUUAUUGUUGAAGACCUGAAAAAGAGGCUCAACUGUCGCAAGCAACAAGAUUUGUACAGAAAGGUUAUCAGCCUUGAAGAAGAGAUAAGGACGUGCCGUAUUGCGAACAAAAAUUUACUCGAGGAGAAGAAUAAGGUCAAUGACGAAAAACUCAUGGUCGAGGAGAGACUCCAAAAGGCUAUUUUUGAAAAAGACGCAACCGAGAAGCAGCUGCAAGAUGAAAACGCUCUUUUGAGAAGAGAGGUUAUACAAAUGAAACUGGAGCUGGAGGCCAUGAGACGAAAUCAUUCGGUAGAAAUUUCUGAGAUUCAAAAGGUACUUGUCGAGUCCAACCAAAAGCUUGCCGAGAAGGAAGCGUCCAUAUCCGACUUAGUGAAGAAAUGCGAAAGAUUCGAUAAGAGUGAUAGGGAGUAUAAGGAAAGAAUCGCUAUUCUGCAAAAUGAAACUGAAUUACUUAAAACGCAACUUGCUGAAGCAAAAUCAGCCCGGUUGAACAAGAAUGAUGAAGCGCUGGAGGGGAAAGUAGCGACACUUGAGCGGGAGAUUUUAAAUGUGAAAAAGGUACUGACCGAUUGGAACAUGAAGGAGGCUACUUCAUCUCAAGGAGAUCCUCGGGAACAUCGAACGAAGAUUGAGCAGCUUUUAAAGAGACUCAGAAGCUUACGAAAGUAAAGCCGCCUUAUCGGAUCUCAUUAUUGGAUUCUUGUGGCAUAUAUUUGUGUGGUUUGUUAUGUGG